Molecule: messenger RNA, 1569 nt
Organism: Scutellospora calospora
Lineage: Eukaryota; Fungi; Glomeromycota; Glomeromycetes; Diversisporales; Gigasporaceae
Source: the annotation of a GenBank genome assembly
AUGGGUCGGCGCGUUGUUCAAAGUGAAAAAUUAAGUUUGCGUGGCCUUAAGAAAAAAGGUAAAUUACGUGAGACCCUAUCGAAUAAAGAAAAAAAAUCGGUAGCGCGUGAAGGUCCAUCAAAAAAAGAAGCCAAAUCGUCUACAACAACGAUUACAACUAGUAAAGGCAAAUCGAAAGCAAUACCAAUAAAGAAAAAUGCUAUUAUUAAAAAAACAGAGUUAUUGAAUACUCGGUCUUUUACAUUAUUAAAAGAUCGAUGUGAUGGAUUUAUUGACAUGGAGAAAAAAGCACCGCAAUAUCAGCCGAGCAUGGUUGAGAAGGCUGCUAAUCUUUACCCUGAUAAAUAUUGGCAAUUCCACGCUGAAAGUAAUAAUGGGAUGAUAAAUUAUAUUAAUGAAGAACAUCAACUUGAAUUGAUAAAUGUGGAUGUGCGUGAUCAAGGACCAAUAACUGGUAUGACACUCUCGCCCGAUGGAGCAAUGCUUGUGACAUUCUGUAAUGUAGGAUGCGCAAAAAUAUGGGAUACAGCCGACUUCAAAUUAAUCCAAAAAUUAAGAGACAUAGAGGAAGUGAACAUUGAUGAAUUCUUUGUGGGUAAAUUCAUUCCCGAUCAUACUCGUAUGGCAAUUGGUGGAAAAUUGAAAGAUCGUCAUCAUUGGUCAAAAGAUGAUGAUGAUAAUCAUAUUUUACCAUGUCCUCUUAAGAUUUUUGAUGUUAUUACUGGAAAAGCUAUCGCAAGACUUGAGGGACACACUGAAGAAAUAUUGUGUGUAAAAACUGUCGUAUAUAAAGGAGUACCGUAUUUCUUAACAACAAGCCAAGACGGAUAUAUCAUUAAAUGGAAAAUGCGCGAUGAUUGGACAACACUCAUAAAUAAGCAACCGAUGGUUGAUGGCUUAACGUGUAUGGCAUUUACUGUUUCGUUUGUUCCAAAUACAGCAAAUAGAUAUUUUAUGGCAGCUACAGAUGAGCACGUUAGAUUGUACGAUUUUGAUGCAGCACAGCUCAUGCAAACAUUUUCGGGUAACAUGUAUUCUCAAUAUUGUGAUUGCGGUAAAUUCAUUCAUCCUGUCGAACCAUUAGAAGAUGAAGACAUUGAUAACGAUAGUGUCGAGGAAUGUAAUAGUAAAUCUAAAAAAAAGAAACCAAUUCCAAAAUUCGCAUAUUUUAUCACACGUGGCGUAGAGAUUUUAGAUGCGGAAGGCGGCAAAAUAGCAUCACGAGGUAAUGUGUGUAUCUUGCACAAAUUGAUAUAUCCUUCUAAAAAAGGACAACCAUUUGAACUUAAAGAAGUACGAAGAUUUGGACAUAAAGAUUAUCAUUCCAACUCGUGGCUUAUAAAGAUUUCUUCAAAUGGUCGCUAUAUCGCAGCUCCAACAAUGACUGGACAUGUUUUUAUAUUCAGUUUAAGGACCGGGGAUGUCACAGCCAUAUUAAGAGAUCAUGAAGAAGUUAGAGAUGUAAUAUUUCAUCCAUGGAAACCUUUGUUAUUCACUAGCGCUGAUGAUGGUUGCAUAAAGGUCUACACUUGCAAAAAUGGAACUCAAAUUGAAAAUCAACAAGAUUAG